CCUCCCCCGCCCCCACCUUCUCUUUAAAUAUAGUCUCCGAGGCACGAGCUGCUGUUACUGACAUCUCUGCGUCUGUCGCUCUGAGUCGCACAAACACCGGCUCCUCCUCUGUCUCUUCUGUUCCCUGACUGUACCGGGGGUCUCUGUGACAAUGUCCCCCCCCCUCCUGCUGCUCCUGAGUCUCCUGUUGUUGGGCUCGUUGGGAGUGUGUGCCGCAGCCCCCCUGGAUAAAGGAGAGGAGCACCCCGAGGAGUUGGUAACACGGUGUAUAGUGGAAGUGCUCUCCAAUGCUUUGGCAAAACCUAAUGCACCACCAAUCGACCCAGAAUGCAGAGAAAUCCUGAAGAAAAGCAGCAGACACAAUCAGGAUGAAAAGGAUAAUGAUGUGAAGCAAUAUGAAACCAGAAACCUGAAGAAUGUGGCCAUUACGGAUGGUCACCAUCAUAAAACCAGUGAAGAAGCCAAACCAGAAAAUCAGGAAACCAAAUUUCCAGAGGAAGAAAAGAAAUGGCACCACACAGAGAAUGAAAGUCAAGAAGAAAAUGAGAAAAGAGAGACAAACAAUGAAGAAGACACUGGGCAUUCCAAAGAAAGAGACUUUAUAGAUGAGGCAUUAGAACGAAUACAUCACAAAGAGCACAUUCAAAGCGAAGAAGUAAGUAAAGAAGAUAGAGAACAAGCCGAAACUUCAAAUGAAAAUAGGCACGAUAUUACUGAUGAGAAAGUACAUGAAGCAGCCAAAGGUUUAGAAGAGGCUUCUGAGGAAAAUUCAAGACAUUCAGAAGACAUUAUGAAGACACAUCAUGACAAUUCGAAAGAACACGUUACACAACCUGAGAAACAUCAUCUGAGCCAUUCCUACGAAGAAUCCAAAGAAUCUGAUGAAAGUGAAGGUGAAGAGGAGAGACGUUACAAACCAAAUCAUGACAUGUUUGGACAAAGAUUUCUUGGUUAUGAGGAAAAGAGGAGUCACCAUACAAAGCAAAUAGAUUCCAGUGAACGAACUGAGGGUGAAGAGAAAAGACAUAACACUCUAAAUGCUUUCGAAGAUCGUGUGAAGAAGAAUCAUUAUGAAGCCAAAGGCCACAAUGACAUUCAGAGUUCAGAAGAAUCAAAGGAGAAGAUUCAUUUGCACAGAGGAAGUGAAGAGGUAAGAGACCAAAGUUAUGACAGUGAAGACAACAGUAAAGAAUAUAAAAGACAUCCCAAUACAGAAGAGGAAAGGCAUUAUGAGGAAAAGAAGCGUUGGCCAAUAGAAAAAAGUGAGGAAGACAAGUUGAAUUAUGAACAUAGCCAAGAGGACAGUGAAGAAAAUAUUGAGAAGCGGCAUGCCAAAGACAGGAAACUAAAGGAAGAACUCUUUGAGAAACUGAGACGCCAUCUGCUAGAAGGUUCAGAUGAACAACCAUAUACCCAUGAAAGAAAAGCAGAAGACAAGAAACGUUAUGUGAGUGAAGCAAUGGCUGAAGUGAAAAGAAACUACCCAGAGCAAGACGAGGAGAAAAUAAAUCAGCAUUACAAUGAUGAACGGAGAAGCCAUCGCUAUGGCAACAAUAAAGAUGAUUUUGAGGAGUCAAAUAACUUUGACAAUCAAAAAUACAAACGUCACCACCCUGAAUAUGAGAGAAGAAUAAACCGUUAUGGCUUCCCAGAUGAGAUCAAAUGGAAAAACCGGUUUUACGAUAAGGAGGACGACCAAACCUACGACAGUGAGGAAGAAAACAAGAACAACUUGCAAAACAAAAAUGUCUUUCCAGAGUUCAGUGACUACGACUGGUGGGGGAAAAAGCAGCUGCUGGACGGUACGAAUCAUGGAUAUGCCGAGAAAAGGAGUUCUCCCAAAAUGCACAAGUUUGACAUGAAGAGACAGUACGACAGAAUGGACGAGCUUGCCCAACUUCUGAAUUACAAGAAGAAAUCUGUGGAGUUUCCAGACUUUUAUGACUCUGAAGAGAUAAAGAAGAGGAAUCUUAAUGACAGGGGAAGUCUUGGUCAGAGGCCCUUAACGGAAGAAGAGGAAAAAGAUCUAGAAAAUCUGGCAAUUAUGGACCUGGAGCUGCAAAAGAUAGCGGAGAAGCUGAGCAACAGCCGGCAAGGCUGAACUAUAAAGGAACUCUGUAAAAUCCCUGUAGCCGGAAACUAAGCUGUAGUUCAGAAACAUUCCCAGAUUUUUUCGUCACUGCCUCUUUAAACAGAAACCCCCUCACUUAGUCGAUACAUACAGAAUGGAAUUCACUGUCCGGUUAUGUUACUGUUGAGGAAGCUGUUUGGAGUAUAAUCUAUGCUACUAAUAUCAAGUGAGCAUGAAAUCUAGCAUCAAUUCAUAUCUGUUCAAGAGACAUUUUAAUGCUUGUGGAUAUUUUUGUGGUAUUGUACGUUAAUACAUUUCUUGUUAAGGAUUUGAAAUAAUAAAAAGCAAAUAAAUCUUG
This is a messenger RNA of Xenopus laevis (African clawed frog), 2429 nucleotides long. RefSeq names its product chromogranin B L homeolog (gene chgb.L). The record is from RefSeq and is a predicted model, not a curated record. Gene Ontology annotation, cellular component: secretory granule; extracellular region. The coding region runs from base 152 to 2101 and encodes 649 amino acids. The transcript has 5 exons. Lineage: Eukaryota; Metazoa; Chordata; Amphibia; Anura; Pipidae.